UGUUAGCCACAUCUGGAAUAGUAGCUACAGAUAAAGAAGUCGAGAGACGCAGAACCUCGCUGAGACUUUCCCCAACUCUUCACUUCAGCACUCCCUUUUCCACGGAAACAAGCUUCUUGCUCUGCCUAGCCACUUAUCUACUUGAAUCAUGCUGCUCAUCCUGCUCGGAGUGCUUGUUAUGCACCUCAUCAUUCUCAUUCUUCUCAUCGUGUCGACGGCAGCAAGUACCUGGUCUGUAGGUGGGGAUAGAACCACAGAUCUGUGGUACACCUGCACAAACUCUAAUGGAGGCUACCACUGCAAGCCAGCCAUCAGUGAAGACUGGCUCCAAGCAGUGCAAGCCCUCAUGAUCCUGUCCCUGCUAUUCUGCUUCUUCUCCCUCAUUGCGUUCCUGUUUCAGCUGUUCAAAUUGGUCAAGGGCGGACGCUUCUUCUUCACCGCCAUCUUCCAGAUCUUGGCAAGUGUGUUCGUGAUGUGUGCGGCGAUCAUCUACACCGUGAUGAGCCCAGAUGAUGGAUCCGUAAAAUUCGGCUACGCCUAUGUGCUGGCCUGGGUGUCUUUCCCUCUCACUCUCAUCAGCGGUCUCAUUUAUAUCGUCCUGAGGAAGAAAGAAUGAGGAGAGCAGAGGAGAAAGGAGGAGGGGUUGUUAGGAUACCCCUUACAAGAAACAUCGCACUGUGCCUACUGCCCACAGACCAUAGACUGACAUCCAACCAUUACAACAAAAGUGGAUGUGUCACUAAUCAUUUCAAACAAAAAAUCUAGACAACACGGCUGGGGAUCUAUUUUUUGCUGUAUUUCAGUAUCCACUACAUUCCCUUCACAUUGAAAAGUAUCACAUCUGUUUUCAUCGUGAAUCUUACCACAAGCUGAGCGUCACUACAAGUGUUUCCCGCGGUGACAGAUUAUCUUUAAAACGUGUUUGUAAAUGUGUUGGAGACAUAUUGACUUGUGUUGCAUCCUGGCACCUGACUUCCACAAAUCCAUCAUGUGUGAUAACAAAGAUGAGUAAUCCUGCCUUCAGUACAAAUAUGUACAUAGUGUCUGUGGUUUUUAGACAUAUUUAUAACAUUUUUACAUACAUUUUGUACAUAGUGUUGUCAAGUUAACAUUGUCAUGCUCAUUUAUGUGAUAGAGUUUAUUUGUCUCUCACAAAUCAUGCAGCUGUGCCAAAGAGAUGUCGCUUAAACCGCCAGAGUAUCAAGCUUUUAAAAUGUUUUGUCUUUGAGUGUCAAAUGCUUUGAACCACGUGCCUUACUUAGAAUAUCUGUUCUUGAAGGAAAUGAGAAACUCCUCAUAAAUAAAUAAAAAUAACACUAAGAAGUAAACUUAUGAAGUUUUUAUGAAUUAUCAUUUUACUUGAUAUACCAAAUAUAAAAAUGUUUUGGAUUUUUGUUAUGUAGUUUUAAAAAAUGGUGCUUUUGUAUCUACUAUUCUUGAAAUGUAUAGCCUACCUUGUGUUGCAAGUGUGUCCUGUGCUGUGAUUAAUUUGCUUUGUACAAACAAACAGUUUGCAUUUUUGUCAGUAUUCUUCUUAAUAAACCCUUUUGAAAUUAA
Notothenia coriiceps (black rockcod) is the source of this 1557-nucleotide messenger RNA. RefSeq names its product peripheral myelin protein 22-like. The transcript is spliced from 5 exons. Lineage: Eukaryota; Metazoa; Chordata; Actinopteri; Perciformes; Nototheniidae. Gene Ontology annotation, cellular component: plasma membrane. The coding region runs from base 149 to 616 and encodes 155 amino acids. The record is from RefSeq and is a predicted model, not a curated record.